Haemonchus placei is the source of this 558-nucleotide messenger RNA. The record is from the annotation of a GenBank genome assembly. Lineage: Eukaryota; Metazoa; Nematoda; Chromadorea; Rhabditida; Trichostrongylidae.
AUGAAAGCAGCCACUGAGCACGUUACAUAUACUAGUAGUAUUAAGGUGGAUGAAAGCGAGUCGACUGACAAUUCGUUAGGCAGAAGCCAUGAAGUUGGUGACGUCGAAAAGGCUACGGAAUCAGCGACGGCAAUUGUAAUGGACGACACCAAUCCACCACCCUCCCUGAUGUGUGUUGAGAUCGACGAAUCAAAAGGUGAAAGCGAUGAGAAAGCUGUCUUGCUUGAAGUAAAAGAACGGAACGAAGGUAUCUUGCGUCUGGAGGAAGCCGUGUCGACUUUAAACUCGCUGCACGAGCAUCUGAAUUUCCUUGUACACACUCAGAAUCCGAUACUAAACCGUAUAGAUGUAAACAUUAGCCAAGCGACAGAGUACACUGCUAAAGUCAUGAACGACACGACAGAGGCUGUGAANGGAACGAAGAAUCCGAUACUAAACCGUAUAGAUGUAAACAUUAGCCAAGCGACAGAGUACACUGCUAAAGUCAUGAACGACACGACAGAGGCUGUGAAGCUCAACGCUCAGGCCAGAGAGGUACUGUUGUUCGAUUCGUUCUAA